AUGAAGACUCUCGUUCUGUUGGCGGUCCUCUUGUCCCUGGCGGAAGCCUUUUACGGAGGAUACGGCUAUCCCGUUAGCUACGGUUACGGCUAUCCUGGUGGCUAUGGUGGAUACGGCAGAUAUGGUGGGUAUGGUGGCUAUGGUGGAUAUGGCGGCUUUGGCGGCUAUGGCGGAUAUGGAUACUGAUUGCAUGAUGGAUUCCUGAUUUUAUGUUGUUCUCCGGUGCUUAUGAAUGA
This is a messenger RNA of Darwinula stevensoni, 236 nucleotides long. NCBI's taxonomy places the organism in Eukaryota, Metazoa, Arthropoda, Ostracoda, Podocopida, Darwinulidae. The record is from the annotation of a GenBank genome assembly.